Molecule: messenger RNA, 468 nt
Organism: Hermetia illucens (black soldier fly)
Lineage: Eukaryota; Metazoa; Arthropoda; Insecta; Diptera; Stratiomyidae
Product: ubiquinol-cytochrome-c reductase complex assembly factor 2
Exons: 2
Coding region: 101-430 (109 amino acids)
Biological process (GO): mitochondrial respiratory chain complex III assembly
Cellular component (GO): mitochondrial matrix
Source: RefSeq, a predicted model, not a curated record
AAUCAGCUGUUGUUGACAAGGCCCGUGUGGGGUUUCGUAGGUUAAUUUCGGUUCGUGAGUGGGUUGCAGGAAAUUUGGAGGAAAUCGUCCUGGCAGAGUUAUGUCAGCGCACUAUCAACGGUUGAUGAAGUUGCUGGAAAAGUGGCCAGUGGACAAAAGAAAGACCGGGAGAGAUCUGGGAGAGCACCUUCGCAAUCAACUGAAAGCAGUCAUCAACCCGACGGACGUAACAACUAAAGUUUCAGAUAAUCUUCAAAAGCAAACCGAAUCACUGGAACGUUUAGCGAACAAUGUUUAUGCGAACAAAUACAAACGUUCAUUAACAUCGACUGCCACAGGAUUAACUGCAGAGCAGUGCAGUCAAGUUCUAUCGUCAGAAUUCUUGGCUUAUCUAAACGACGAGCGUGGUUUCUUCAGCAAAGACAAGUAGAUACUCUCUAUGGGACCUACUAUCAGGCCAAGUAGAUU